UACAAAUAUAUAGUAAUCUGUGAAAAAAUAAAAACAUUCCAAAUAUUGUUCGUCGAUGUAUUAUAAUACUGGUUUUAUUUGGAUGAUUACUAAAUAAUCAAAAUGCUCACUCUUUGGAAUUUAUUCGAGGCAACAUUAUUAUGCUUGAAUGCGGUAUGUGUUUUACAUGAAGAAAGAUUUAUGCAGAAAAUGGGCUGGGGUGCACACAGUGCAAAUCAAGGCUACGAGGACCAAUCGUCAAUUAAGUUUCAAAUCCUAAAUUUAGUGAGAUCAAUUAGAACAGUAACAAGAAUUCCAUUGAUAUUCCUAAACAUACUAACAAUAAUAUUUAAAUUAAUAUUAGGAUGAAAUAGAAGAAUGAAGCUUUAUUGGUUUGAAAAGAACUUCCUCAUAAGAACAUGAGUUAAUUAUACAAAUAUAAUCAAUAAGAAAUAU
Aricia agestis (brown argus) is the source of this 435-nucleotide messenger RNA. Its product is annotated as immediate early response 3-interacting protein 1. The record is from RefSeq and is a predicted model, not a curated record. Gene Ontology annotation, biological process: endoplasmic reticulum to Golgi vesicle-mediated transport. The transcript is spliced from 3 exons. Lineage: Eukaryota; Metazoa; Arthropoda; Insecta; Lepidoptera; Lycaenidae. The coding region runs from base 103 to 348 and encodes 81 amino acids. Gene Ontology annotation, cellular component: endoplasmic reticulum membrane; Golgi membrane; COPII-coated ER to Golgi transport vesicle.